ACGGGCAACUUUCAUCACUGUAUUGCGUUCUCUUGUGUUUGCAUAGCCAUGCGUUGUUUUCUUCGGUGUUAGAACCACUGAUGGGAUGGAAGAUGCAUUUUCUUGUUGGCGUUCUCCAGGGGCACAAAAAAUGGAUGAUUCACGAUUGCUGUAUACCCCUCACGGCCCUUGUGGUCGGACUAGGCGCGCAUUUGAGUUUGGUAAUUGCGUUGCUUGCUUGUUUUUAACGGUAGCGUGUUUUGAAAUAGUCUUAAUAGUGAUUGAGAAACUCGUAUGCGUUUUCGAUUUAAGCAUGCGUUCGAUGGUGAUGUCAGUCCAACAUCUUGACAUCGAGGCUAAAAAGCAGGUGAUGAAAAGAAAAGGUCUGAAGCACCAGGGUACCUUGAAUGUUUCCAUGAGAUCAUUUUGCAAGUCCCGGGAUCCCACAUCGUUCUAAACAGUUGUUUGGGCUAGGCAACCAAAGUGUUCCUGUGUCCCGAUCUAGUACUCAAGUCAGAACAUACGAUCGAGAUGCCGGUCUGGUGCCAUCAAAACGCACCAACAUCACAUUAUACGUCAAGACAAUGAGGCCGAUAUUCUUCAAUCUGCCGUACAUGGCAAGCUACGUCUACCUGUAUCACGCCCUUUGACUCUAAUUUACCGGCGCGCGCAAGCACCAACAUGUCGUCCAACACGACAUGCUGCACAGGCUGCG
This is a messenger RNA of Alternaria alternata, 694 nucleotides long. RefSeq lists its product as hypothetical. The transcript has a single exon. Bases 86 to 436 code for a protein of 116 amino acids. Lineage: Eukaryota; Fungi; Ascomycota; Dothideomycetes; Pleosporales; Pleosporaceae. The record is from RefSeq and is a predicted model, not a curated record.